Ctenopharyngodon idella (grass carp) is the source of this 2369-nucleotide messenger RNA. Its product is annotated as tripartite motif-containing protein 16-like. The record is from RefSeq and is a predicted model, not a curated record. The coding region runs from base 74 to 1711 and encodes 545 amino acids. Gene Ontology annotation, molecular function: zinc ion binding; protein binding. The transcript is spliced from 6 exons. NCBI's taxonomy places the organism in Eukaryota, Metazoa, Chordata, Actinopteri, Cypriniformes, Xenocyprididae.
AAACACAGAAGCAGGAAACAGGAAUCACGUGAGUGUAGAGAAAGAGGAAAGUGAAGUGUAGUUGAGCUGUAAAAUGGCAGAAGCCAGAAUUUCAGUGAAUCAGAAUGAGUUCAUGUGUUCAGUGUGUCUGGAUCUCCUGAAGGAUCCAGUGGCCAUUCCCUGUGGACACAGUUACUGUAAGAUCUGUAUUACAGGCUUCUGGGAUCAGGAGGAUCAGAAGAGAGUCUACAGCUGUCCUCAGUGCAGACAGACCUUCAGUCCAAGACCUGCUUUAGCUAAAAACACCAUUCUGGCUGAAAUGGUGGAGAAACUGAAGAAGAUUAAACUUCCUGCUGACUGUUACGCUGGAGCUGGAGAUGUGCAGUGUGACGUCUGUACCGGAAGAAAACACAAAGCCGUCAAGUCCUGUCUGGUGUGUCUGAACUCUUACUGUCAGAAUCACUUUGAACAACAUGAGAGUUGGUUUAAAGGAAAGAGACACAAUCUGACUGAAGCCACUGGACGACUGCAGGAGAUGAUCUGCCCGAAACAUGACAAGAUCCUUGAGGUUUUCUGCUGCACUGAUCAGGAGUGUAUAUGUCUGCUGUGUACGAUGGAUGAACAUAAAAACCACGACACUGUAUCAGCUGCAGCACAGAGGACAGAGAAACAGCACCAGCUGAAGGAGACGCAGAGGUCGUUUCAGGAGAAGAUCCAGCAGAGAGAGAAAGAUCUUCAGCAGCUGAGAGAGGCUGUGGAGUCUCAUAAGCGCUCUGCACAGACAGCAGUGGAGGACAGUGAGAGGAUCUUCACUGAGCUCAUCCGCUCCAUUGAGAGAAGCCGCUCUGAGGCCACACAGCGGAUCAGAGAUCAGGAAAAGACUGCAGUGAGUCGAGCUGAAGGACGACUGGAGCGAUUGGAGCAGGAGAUCAAUGAUCUGAGGAGGAGAGACGCUGAGCUGGAGCAGCUUUCACACACACAGGAUCACAUCCAUUUCCUGCAGAGUUUCCAGUCUCUCUCAGCUCCUCCUAAAUCUACAGAUGUAAAUGACGAUCCCUUCAGUUCUCUCUCCUCUUUUGAUGUUGUGAGAGAAUCUGUCCUUCAGCUGAGAGACAAACUGGAGGAUUUCUGCAAAGAGGAGCUGAAGAAGAUCUCUGACAGAGUCACUUUCACCAACAUUGUUCCCAGAACCAGGAACGACUUCCUACAGUAUUCCCAUCAGCUCAAUCUGGAUCUGAACACAGUGAAUAAACUCCUCCAUCUGUCUGAGAGGAACAGAGUGAUUACCUACGCUGACACAGUCCAGCCGUAUCCUGAUCAUCCAGACAGAUUUGAUUGUGUGCAUCAGGUGUUGUGUAGAGAGAGUGUGUGUGGACGCUGUUACUGCGAGAUUGAGUGGAGUGGGAGAUAUGUGUAUAUAUCAGUGUCAUAUAAGAGCAUCAGCAGGAAGGGAGGGGUAGAGUGUUUGUUUGGAGGUAAUGAUCAGUCCUGGAGUUUGAACUGCUCUUCCUCCAGUUACUCAUUCUAUCACAAUGACAUAGAGACUAAACUCCCUGUAAAGUCCAUCAUCAGCAGUAGAAUAGGAGUGUAUGUGGAUCACAGUGCAGGAACUCUGUCCUUCUACAGCGUCUCUGGAGACACAAUGAAACUCAUCCACACAGUCCAGACCACAUUCACUCAACCGCUCUAUCCUGGGUUUGGUGUUUAUAAAUCAUCAGUGAAACUGUGUUGAUGAAUCAGAAUAGACUGUAGAGAGAUUCUACCCAUAAUGCUUUGAGCUCAUGAUGAAUCAGUAACAGUGAGAUGUUAUAGAGUCUCUUAUUUUCUCUUCAUUACAUUAAUACUACAGCUGAACUUCUGUCAGUGAAAUAACAGGUCAGAAUAAAUGUAACGCUUUAGAUUACAGCCUGUAAAGUACUGUGUAAGUAAAAUGAAUUUACAACCUAAUUUCAGUAAUUAUCGUGGACCUACAAAGUAUGUACGUGUAGGUAUAAGGGAACAAUAUGUAAAGUUUGGGGAAUAAAGGGGUAACAACCGGGAAAAUUAACACAUUAUUUAUACUGUAAGUAUUUUAGAAUAAGUAUUUUAGGGGUACAUAUUCAUUACUAUGCUAGGCAACAAUCUUGUGUUUGGGAGAAAUUUAGCGAGAACAUACACUGUGUAGCUUUUUGUAAUAAUAGUGUACACAUAAAGACUUUUUUAAAAUUAUGUUGUACAUAUCAGUGCAUUUAUACAGUAAUUCUUUUUUUAUAGCAAAAGUGCAGCUGUUUCAGUUUGGGCUUCAGUUCAGGGCAAGUGAAACUAAAACCAUUGCAAGUUUUGAAUACUGGGAAAAUACCCUGAAACUACAUGAAACAAGAGUAUAAGUACAAUAAAAAUACACAAUCUGA